GACUGGAGAGCCCCCACUAAUAAAUGGCUGGAUUCCUUACCUUGGGAAAGCUUUGAUUUUUAGAAAAGAUGCUUACAAAUUCUUGCUGGAUCAGCAAAAGAAAUUUGGAGAUAUUUUCACUGUACAUAUUGCUGGUGAGAAAUAUUUUAGUAGAUAUAUUACCUUUAUCAUGGACCCAUUUCAAUACGUCUAUGUCAUCCGAAAUAGCAAGCAACUUGAAUUUCAUGAAUUUGCCAAUAAAAUGGCAUCCAAAACUUUUGACUACCCAGCCUUGUCAAAGGGAAAAUUCCCUGAGCUCAAGGAAAACCUGCACAGAAUCUACCAGUAUCUACAAGGCAAGCCUUUGGAUAUCAUUUCUGACCACAUGAUGAAAAAUCUCCAGGAUAUAUUUGAAUGGAAAUGCUCACAAGCAACAGAUUGGGAAACAGAAAAAAUGUACAAAUUCUGCUGCUCUGUAAUGUUUGAAGCCAGUUUUGUAACACUAUAUGGAAGAGUUCCUGCUGCAGAUGGCCACAAAGUUAUUAGUGAAAUCAGAGACAAAUUUAUCAAGUUUGAUGCCAGCUUUCCCUAUUUAGCUGCAAACAUACCAAUUGAGUUGCUAGGAGCUACCAAGAAGGUUCGGAAGGAGCUUAUACAUCAUUUUUUACUUCAGAACAUGACAAAAUGGCUGGGAGGGUCAAAAGUGGUCCAAGCCAGACAAGAUAUAUUUGAGAAAUAUGAGCUGCUUGGAGAUUAUGACAAAGCAGCACAUCAUUUUGCCUUCCUGUGGGCCUCUGUGGGAAACACGAUUCCAGCUACAUUCUGGGCCAUGUAUUAUCUUCUGCGGCACCCAGAAGCUCUUGCAGCGGUGCGUGACGAGAUUGACCAUUUGCUGCAGUCAACAGGUCAAAAGAGAGGGCCCACAUAUAACAUCCACCUCACCAGAGAACAAUUGGACAACCUGGUCUACCUAGAGAGUGCCUUAAACGAGAGUUUAAGAAUGUGCUCGUCCUCCAUGAACAUCCGCAUCAGCCAGGAGGAUUUUGUUCUCAAGCUUGAAGGGAAUCAAGAAGUCGUUUUGAGGAAAGGAGACUGGAUAGCCCUUUACCCGCAGAUUUUGCACAUGGACCCUGAGGUCUAUGAAGAUCCGAAGGAGUAUAAGUUCGAUCGAUACAUAGAGAAUGGCAAGAAGAAAACCACAUUCUACAAGGCAGGAAGAAAACUGAAGUAUUUCCUAAUGCCCUUUGGCUCUGGGAUCAGCAUGUGUCCAGGGAGGUUCCUCGCAAUGAACGAGAUGAAGAUGUUUCUUUUCAUACUAUUGUCUCAUUUUGAUGUAGAACUAGCAGAAAACAAAGCUGUCAGACUUGAUAACAGUCGCAUGGGCCUUGGUAUCCUCCUGCCAGACGUUGAUAUUGCCUUUCGUUACAAGCUAAGGUCCUUAAGAAAUUGAGCAGCUGCCUAUAUGCUUUCCACUAAUCUCCAUGUUUGCUCUGUUUCAUCACUCAGCUUUAUGUUUUUGGAAACAUUUGCUUUUCCCUCUCUGCUUUUACCUCCUUCCUCUUUGUUUCUAAGGAGAAAAGCCAUUGUGCUGGAGGUAGAGACCAGAUGCAGGGACGUGCAACCUCAAUUUGUCCUGCUUGAGUUGUGAGAAGUGAGGUGACAUGACAAGAGCCUGGCCAAGUAAAUAGCCCAGCAUCCCUACAGGGUGCAUCCCCAUACUCUUGGCCAUGAGAUGAGCAGGAUUUACAGGGAGGAUGAAUCCAGGCCACUUACAUGGGAAAUGGGCUCAGCAGCUCUCUCUCACAGGGUUAGACUGGGACAUACACCCAUCAUCUAGAGGAAUAGCAGCAUCUGCUCGUAGAAGCAUAAUAACAAGAAAGGGGGAGCUUAUUUCUAGAAGAUGAGAGAAUUUCAUGUGAUUAUUAUCCUAACUUUAUAUUUACUUCUUUCAUGGCCUUGAGAGUCUUAGCCCUUUAUUUGGGAGAUGUGAUGGAAGUUGUGUGGGGUAGUGGAGGUUGAUUUGCAAGAAUGUCUCACUGACAACACAGUUCUAACUUCAGGUUUAUGUACUGAUGGUGAAUGCUUUGCUUUCUUGCUCCUUUCCUUUUUUUUUUUUUUUUUUUUUUUUUUGUGCAGUGCAAAAGAAAUUAAAAUAUGUGAUUUGUUUCCUGCAAUCAUUUAAAGUCAAGAGAAGUUCUGUUGAUUUUAAGAGGCCCUCAAUCAAGCCUAAAUUAUCUAUUUUGGCUUUGAGCCCCCCCCAAAAAAGCAUAUUCUUCAGGAAUAAAAUAUAUAAGCCUGUCUGAAAUUAUUCUAUCAGCUGGAAAAUUCUCUUUCUCAAACAGUUUCUCAGUAACAUGUUUGUGCAUUUAUUUUAUGACCAUUUCUUAAGUUCAUUUCUGCAAAAAGGCAAAAGAGGAAGAGGGUUUCAAGGGCAAGUGUGAUAUCUAAAAAUGCUUUUUAACAUUGUUUUACUUUGCCUAAGUUACGCAUAGGCAGAGCAGUGUGACCUGUGUUUGGAAACAGACUUGUCCAUCUGCAAAUUGGAAAAUAGGCUCUUCCCUGGGGCCAAAAUUUGAGCAAGUGAAAACCCUGGGCAGCCACAGAAGUUUAUACUGGCUGCCCAACCUGUUUCACUGGGCGCCCAGCUCUUGUUUGGAAAAUUAAUUUCCUAGUGCACAAAAUCUGAGAUUUUAGACCCUGUAUCUCUUCCCAUCCAUCACUUCAGAGAUUGAUGAGGAUUCCCGUGGCUGUCCAGUCUCGGUUUGCCAAGAUGAUAAUUGUGAUGGCAGAGUAGCCACAUCUGUGGGCCUUACCUUAUGUUCCUAAAAAACUCUGGCACAUCUCUUUGGGAUGUGCCAGAGUAAGUCUUUCAAAAUCAGAAAUUCUGCUCAUCUGUAGAGCACUUGAUGGCCUAUGGAUGAAAACUACUAUCUACAUACUAAGAAUUAUUUAUUGUUAUUUGUGUGGAAGCUUGUUCAGUUAUUUGUGUAAAGCACAUGCCCUAAAUAAAUGUCAGCAUCAUUAGAUAGAUUUUCAGAGAUUGGUACAGCCACAUUCCAAAUCCUCCAAGAAGAAAAUUGUGGUUUUAUGAGAUAUAUUGGGUAAACAUUUUCUCUUCAUACAUAGUAUCAAUAAUGUCUACAAAUUUAGAAUACACUUACAUUAAAUGGGCUUUGCAGUUGAUUAAAUGAUUUAACUUCACUUCAACAUUUAAUCAACAGCAAAAGCUGAUUAUUGCUUUGUGCCACAGAAUAAAAUCAGGUUUUAUGGAGACAUUCUUGUACUCCUGUGGUUACUCUGUAGAAGCUAUUCUGUACUUAGCUGUAGCUCAGAAUCCCGUUUGGACAUUAGAGCCUGGUUUAUUGAGAGAGGGAAUGUUGAUAUCAUUACACUGUUGACUGUAUUCCAUUACUGCUUGUAUGUAAGCUGUAAAAUGUCUCAUGCUACAAUUAUGAUGAAUCUUUCUUUGGCAUCCAACUUUAAAACAAACCUGAAGCAACUGCGAAAAUAACAGUGGGUAUUUGUUUUAAACAGAAGCCUCUUUUUUAUAAUUGUAUUCUGUUUUUAGGAUUUUGAAUUAGAGUAUCAUUGGCUGCUGCAUAAUUUGAUAGGGCAUAAUAAGACUUUGCCAAAAGUACAUGCAAAUCAUUAGUAGUUUUAGAUUAAUUGCUGAUCAAUUUGUAUAGUAUCUAUUCUGAAAUUAAAAGAACUAGAUUGUCUCCAAAGUAGCAAAUUAAAUCUGUAUGGUAUGUUUCAUUUUAAAAAAAUGAAGGAGAAAAGGGUCAGAAUCUUUCCCAGGAGUUGCAGGAAACCUCUUUGAAACCACUUGGAGGUCUUGCAUCAGAGUUAAAGAGCACCAUGCAAGAGGCCAGCAUUCUGCUGGGAUAAAAGUUGCUUGCUCUUUUUGCUCAGGAACCAAAAUAAUCAAAUGCAAAGCAGGGUCUGCCCAGCCUGUCCUGGAAUUGUGUCCCUGGUAACCCAGGCUCCUAGUAGAUUAGUUUGGCUGGUAAUGCAGCACUUCCUUGGCAUACCUCAGCUGCUGAGGAAGUAAACUUUGCCUCCAAGUAAAGUCAUGAGAGCUGGAGCUGGACAGAGAGGUUAAGCCCUUCUGGUCCAUACGUUCAGCAGCUGAGGAGGGGACAUACUGAGAGUCAGCAGCUGGUCUGACCAGGAGUGACUCAGUCUCCAUGGAGCAGCACUGAAAGGCCCAUUCCUGGUCAAUAAGCUGAGACAGCACAACAGGGUGUAGCAUCCCCAAAAGCGCCAGCUGGAGCCAAGCUAGCUGCAGGGUGCUGUGCCAAGAAGAGCUUGUUUCAUUACAGAGGGCACAACGCCAUUUUUGGUGACCUCCUCUGCUGCAGGACCCAGGAGUGUGCAGCUCUGUCUGUCACCAGAGCACAGAGGCAAAAUCAUCUAAGCAGAAAGAGCAGUGCUCUUUUCCAGCGUUCAGGUGCUGGUGGGGCGAGGCAGACCUGUACUUCUCCCUGGCACCUCUCCAGCAGGGGGGUCUGCCCUGCCAGCCCAGUACCUGCUGGGGCAUCCACAGACCUGGCAGCUGCAGGGGCAGGCAGGAGGAGUUCGUGGGUGCCCCCUGAAUUUCUCUGCUGUUCCUCAAUGAAUUGGUGUAGUCACCAUCAGUUAGAGAUGUGACUCGGCUGGUCACUACCAGCCUCUGACUGUAAGUUGUUGGUGUCUAUGGCUAAAUCAAUAGUAUCUUUUGCUAUUAAAAAAAUAUAUAAGCACCUUUUUUUCUCAUUAAAAAAUGGGUUUAUUAGGUCAGUAAGGCCCUUUUUAACACCCAAGAAGAAAGUUAAUUUAUCAUGAACUAAUGUGAAUGCUAAAACAUAAUUUUUUAAUUAUUCUUAUUUUAAUUUACAGAUUGAAUGUUCUCCAUUUUCAUGCUGACACUUAGUACUGCUAGAUGCUAUUGUAAACUUUUUAAAAUGUUCCAUUAUUUAGGAAACCAUCUAGUAUACGUGCACCUGUAUGCAAAUUAGAUUUUCAUAUCUCUGUCAGUAUGUCCUAAUGUAAUAAUAUAAAACCAUGUAAGAGUUGCUCUUUAGUUUAUGCUUUUAAACCAGCUGCAUGUCACUCUUCUUGGCACUGCUAUUUUUAUGAAUAAUUACUGGUCUGUGAAUUUCUCUUGUAGAAUUAUACAAGAUCUUUUAUUUUGUCAUUAUUGAACUUUCUGUCAUUCAAGAGAUUGUGAAGUGCUCUUAAUUUUGCAAACUCACAAUUUGUAUAUAGAUGAACAAUGGCUAGGUUGUAUUUUAACAGUUAAUAUUCAUUGUUGAAGCUCCUAGAUCAACUAAGGUACUUCUGAGUAAGAAAAUCGAAAUUUCAUUAUUUUAGUAAUCUAACAUCUUAAGGGAAUUUUGUAUUUCAAGGACACAAUAAAAAGGAAUGUAUCUAUUUUAAUAUUGAAUGAUUGUCCAUGGUAUUUUUUCCAGCUUAUGUUCAUACUUUUCUCACAGAUUCACAAUUAUUGCUUUAUUUUUUUUAAUUAUUAUUUCAACAUACUACAUUUUUCAGUUACUUGAUCUUCACAGGUAUUUCUGUAAUAAAAAAAAAAAAAGGCCUUUAAUUCAGCAGUGGAAUACAGAAUCUCCUCUGAAUAUUGGAAACGAUGGUGUCUUUUACCACACCCCCCUCUGCCAUGAAACAUAAGCCAGUUCUCAUCAGAUGAGGUAAAAAAAGUGGUACUUCUGACAUUCUUAGGACAUUAUUCAAAAUUAGUAUAUAAGAUCUGCAGUCCACUAGUGAUUCCUAAGUACAACUCUUAGGCUUUUGCUUUGGCAAACCUCCAUGUAGUACAAGAUGUACUACCUAGUGUAAAAUAUUCUGUCUUCACAGAUCAUUCAUUUUAAAAGGGGAUAUGAAUGAAAUUAUUAUGAUACACAGCACUGCACCAGCAAAGCACAACUUGGCUUUUCUAGGUAUCACUGUAGCUGCUGAGUUCUACAAGUAGGUAUUUAAUAGGAAGGUUGUACCCUAAAGACAUCGGUGCUUCUCCAUUCCUUCAUGCAGAAAUGCUUGUCAGGUAUGCCUGCGAGGGUUAUUGAAGAUACUUCCUAGAGAAACAAACCUGCUGCAUUUUCUGGGUUUGAUAAAUGUGUGUGUAGCUGUGCAAUUGUUUUAACUCCAGGCUAUAUUAGAAGUUACUGAAAUUUAUAAAUUAAAAAGCAUCACUGUUUGGAUUUCUCGAAGGGCACAUUUCUGAGUGAGCUUUCCAUAAUGGUCUGAAAGAUAGCUUGAAAGGAAGGAUUUAGUGAGACCCCCUAACACCGUAUUUUAUCCAGUAUUUGAUUUGAUACUAGGUACUGUCUUGAUGUUACUUGUACAGCACUGUAUUUUAAAACUGUUUGAUGUAUCAAUUUAUGCUUAUGCUUAACUCAUAUGAAUAGAGCUAUUCUAACAGCCAGACCAUAGAAAGUGAAGUAUUUUCCUGUCUACUACCUAAACCAGCCCAGCAACCCUGGCUAAUCGUGUCCCCAUACCCACUUCAUAUCAGAAAAAUUACCUUGUUACAAAAACACCCCUCAAAACUACACUUACGAAAGUAUCGUGAUCCUUAAGUUAUUGUCUAUGUUUAUAAUUAGGAAAAAAUAUGAAGAAAUAUAUGAAAGCAUAUCAACAAAAGGUAGACAAUGUUCCAUUUCAAAGUGAAAGCAGGGAAGGAAGCUAUAGUGGGAUAUUGAUACUCAUAUAAACCUGUUCUCUUUAUUCUAUGCAUCAGGCUUUCCUGGGAUCUCAUGUACUGAGGUUGUAUGAGUACAUCAUUUGUAAUAGUAGAAAUGUACUUGUCUUUAAAACUAUUCCCACCAAAAUAAAUAAUCAAAAGAAUACUAAGCUUUAGCUGUUCUUGCUAGAAGCCUUGCAGGAUUCUUUCUGUGUUCAAAGAUUUGUUAAAUCGAUUAUGACACUAAUGUGUUGGUUUAUUUUUCUUUUUCCCAAAACCACCAGCUAUGAGUACAGAAAAGUUGAACAAAAGUCUAAGUUCUGGCUACAGGGAGAGCAAAAGUCAGUGAGCAAACACCCUGUGAUGACUUUUGACAGCGACUUCUUCCCCAUCCGCUCAUCUUUCCAACUACCUCUUCUUCCAAACAGUUUAGUCGCUCACUAACCUCCUACAGGCAGCAAGUCUUUCCCUGUCUAAUUUCCAUCUUGUGAGCCAGUGAAUCGCCUCUCUUCACAACGUAUCUUUCAGCUGCCUUUUAAAAAUGAAUUCUUUACAGCAGCCUCUUGCAAAACCGGCAUCGCAGGUGGCUGCAGCUGGGAGAAGUGCCGCCUCGCUAAAGCUUUGAACCUGAAAAGCGGAUGGGCAUUAGUUGAGUUCGUGCUUGAAGCACCGGGGGAUGCUGCUGCUCCGGGAUGCCCCCGGCCCGCAGCGACGGCAGAGAACCGCACCCUCGCCCGCAUCCCGCAUCCCCGCCCGCUUCCCACUGCCCGCCGGGCUCCCGCCGCCGGCUUGCGCUCCCUGCGCUCCCACCUCCCCCGGCCCCUUACAGAAAUCAGGAGAGAGGGGCGUGGGAAAAGACUCCUGCAGCCCCUUCCCAAAAGCGUCACGAGCUUCCAGGGAUGCUGCAGUGGGACAAGGGGACGGGACCCCAGAGGAGGUUCCUAGGGAAGCGGUCGGGUGGUCGGUGAGUUCGGAGAGCUUCGGCUGGUGGAGAGGAGGUUUACUCUGGAAAGGCGAUUGUUUUUCCCUAAUCCUCAAUUAUGAAGAUUUAAAAAUAGUAUUAAAGGGGCAAUCUGUUCUGCAACUUCUCAGAAGAAAUAAUUGUUGAUUUAGAUAAGCACUGAUCCCUUCAGUGUUUGAUGAAGACGUUAAUUUAUGGCUGUCUAGCAGUUUAUGGCUGUCAUUAGAUUUUCAGCUUUGUCUCUCUUCGAAAUGUAUCUUUAUUUUUUUAUUUUAAUCCGAGACAAUUAUGUAAGAAAACGGUUAUGUUUGAUCUAAAAUACAUCAUUUUCCUAUAGCAUUUCAAAUUAUUCACAGAUCAUAGUUCUUAUAUGUGCAUAUAUGAAUUUAAAAAUACAGCAGUAAAGUGCUUGAAACAGA
Molecule: messenger RNA, 8038 nt
Organism: Parus major (Great Tit)
Lineage: Eukaryota; Metazoa; Chordata; Aves; Passeriformes; Paridae
Product: cytochrome P450 7B1
Exons: 5
Coding region: 170-1429 (419 amino acids)
Biological process (GO): cholesterol homeostasis; bile acid biosynthetic process
Molecular function (GO): heme binding; iron ion binding; steroid hydroxylase activity
Source: RefSeq, a predicted model, not a curated record